Molecule: messenger RNA, 5208 nt
Organism: Malus domestica (apple)
Lineage: Eukaryota; Viridiplantae; Streptophyta; Magnoliopsida; Rosales; Rosaceae
Source: RefSeq, a predicted model, not a curated record
UGAAUUUAUCCAUUCCAAUCCUCUCCAAAAUGGAAAGAUUAUAAAGGAGAAGUUUCUUCAUGUCUAAAUCCCUUCGAAAUGAAAAAUCAUUAUCCUCUUUCCUUCAAUAUACCUUGAACGUUCCAAUUCAAUCCAGACACCAAACAAGCCCUAAUUGCAAUGCCUGCCAGUGAAUAAUGUAGCCAGGAAACAUGAUGGGAAAACGCUAAAGAACAUUAUAAUUUCAUUUUCUUUCCAAAGGUUAAGCCACCAUGUACUAACAAAGCGGAAAGGUCAAGUUUCCACUGUGGUGGACACGCACCCCAAAAAGUUAUGAAUUUGGCAUGGCAUGGCAUACAUAAUUCACUGAAACGGACUAAUGGAGCAAAGGGACAAAGCUCAGUUGUGAACUCGGGUUUCAUGCAUGAGAAGUUAAACUCUGAGACUACAAGAGCAAGCUAGACCAGGAAGCUGAUUCGCUACUCAUCUUAAUCUACUUGCAGAUUUUCAACCGCACUGAGACACAACAAUGGGGGAUGGUUUCUGGACCUUAUUGAUCUGCAGUUCUGACUGUUCAACUGAAGUUGGAAAUGAAUGCAGCUCUGGCUUUGUAGACAAUCCGAAUCCAGAUUCAUGUAUCAACAAUAUUUUGGUCAUUGCAGCUGAUAUUUUGCUUCUAUUCAUCUUGUUAUGCAUAUUCGUAUGCAAAAUAUCAUCAAAGAAGGUUAUACCACCAUCUGAGUCUCAAACCUUCUCUCCAGUGUCAAUAAUCCCAGCGACCUUUAAUGCUGGUUUGGCUUUGGCCUACUUGGGUUUUGGGAUAUGGACAAUCUUCGAGAAAGUAAAUGCAGGCCAGACUGUUUUACCUCUGCAUGGAUGGCUGGUAUUAUUUUUUCAAGGGUUCACAUGGUUGCUUCUGGCUUUCACCAUAAGCAUUAACAAGCCACAACCGCAACAUGUUGUGAUAACGAAAUCUUGUUUAAUACUUUCCUUCUUUGUUGCCAUUUUUCUUUCCGGUUCAUCAAUUUGGGAAGCUAUUGUUGAUGAGGAAGUGUCCGUUAAGAUUGUUUUAAACAUUUUUUGUUUUCCUGGAUCAAUUCUUUUACUAUUUAGUGCAUUUCAGGGAAACAAUUUUUCCGAAGGUGGGUCAGAAACCCACAAUGACGUCUUUUACAUGCCUCUGCAAGGUGCAGAUAUAAGAGGUGAAAUCAGUUCAGAUGACAAUGUAACACCUUUCGCAAAAGCAGGGUUAUGGAGCUCAAUAUCAUUUUGGUGGUUGAAUACUUUAAUGACGAAAGGUAAGCAAAAAAUUCUCGAGUAUGAUGAUAUUCCGCAGCUGCAUCAAGAUGAUCAAGCAAGAACGUGGUACUACAUAUUUAUGGAGCAACUGAACAAACAGAAGGAAAGAGACUCAUAUGUUAAACCUUCUAUCUUGUCCAUAAUUUUUCAUUGCCAGAGGAAAGCUAUUCUGACUUCGGGAUUAUUUGCACUGAUCAAGACUCUCACCACAUCAAGCAGUCCACUCUUUCUCAUGGCGUUCAUUAAGAUUAUUGAAGGCAAUGCAGCUUUUAAAUAUGAAGGUUAUGCCCUGACUUUUGGCCUCUUUGUUGUGAAAAUCUUGGAGUCACUGUCGGAGAGGCAAUGGUAUUUUAAAACUAGACUGAUCGGGCUUCAAGUGAGAUCGUUGGUGUCAGCAGCAAUAUAUCACAAGCAACUUCGACUCUCGAAUUCUGCCAAGAUGACUCAUUCUCCUGGUGAGAUAGUGAGUUAUGUAACGGUGGAUGCUUACAGAAUCGGUGAGUUUCCAUACUGGUUUCAUCAGAUAUGGACCACAAGCCUUCAGCUGUGCCUUUCAUUACUUAUCGUUUACUUCUCUGUGGGGCUGGCAAUUGCUGCAGCUCUAGUUGUACUCAUAUUGAGUACACUGGCAAGCUCGCCAUUGGUGAAGUUGCAGCACGAGUAUCAAACGAAGCUCAUGGUAGCACAAAACAGGAGGUUGAAGGCCAUAACAGAAGCACUUUCAAAUAUGAAAGUAUUGAAAUUGUAUUCCUGGGAGACAAAUUUUAAGACUCUGAUAGAAGGUUUACGAACCGAAGAGUUAAAAUUGGUAUAUCAAGUGUUGUCACAGAAGGGAUAUAAUAUGGCUCUAUUCUGGGCAUCUCCUCUUUUCGUAUCGGCAGUUACUUUUUGGACAUGCUACUUCCUUGGAUUUACACUCUCUCCUAGUAAUGUUUUCACGUUUUUAGCAACUUUACGCCUUGUUCAGGAGCCCAUUAGGUUGACUGCGGAUGUUUUUGGAGCAUUUAUUGAAGCAAAGGUUUCAUUUUAUCGGAUUGAGAAGUUUCUCGAUGCACAAGAGUUGGAGAAUAGGCAUACAAGGAAAGAGAGCUGUGCCACAGAUGUUGAGCAGUCCAUUUUAUGUAUAAGUUCUGAAAUUUCAUGGGACACUAAUCCUUCAAAGGCUACAUUAAGGAACAUAAAUUUGGUGGUGAAGCCAGGAGAGAAGGUAGCAAUUUGUGGAGAGGUUGCCUCCGGUAAAUCCACCCUUUUAGCUGCGAUUCUCGGAGAAGUUCCAUGCAUAAAUGGCAUUGUUCAAGUAUAUGGGAAGAUAGCGUACGCUGCUCAGUCUGCGUGGAUCCAAACUGGAACUAUACAAGAAAAUAUUUUGUUUGGUUCUGCCAUGGAUAAUGUUAGAUACCAAGAAACACUUAGCAAGUGUUCUUUAGUGAAGGACCUUGAGAUGCUUCCAUUCCGCGAUCUCACUCAGAUUGGAGAAAGAGGUGUCAAUCUGAGUGGUGGGCAGAAGCAGCGCAUUCAACUUGCGCGUGCACUGUAUCAAAAUGCUGAUGUCUAUCUCUUGGAUGACCCUUUCAGCGCGGUUGAUGCCCAUAUGGCAACAAACCUAUUCAAUGAAUAUGUCAUGGGAGCUCUGUCAGGGAAGACGGUUUUACUUGUGACACAUCAAGUAGACUUACUUCCAGCUUUUAAUUCUAUUUUGUUGAUGUCUUCGGGGAAAAUCUUGAGAGCAGCACCAUACAAAGAGUUGCUGUCUUCUUGUGAAGAGUUCCAAGAUCUUGUCCGUGCACACCAUGACACUGCCGGUUGCGAGAGGCAAGUGGAGAAUGCUUCUAAUAGACAAUAUAAAUCGUCAACGGUGGAGAUUGAGGAGGUUAAAACUGAAGUACAGCAAAAGGAAUCUUUAGGAGAUCAAUUAAUUAAGAAAGAAGAGAUAGAGACCGGGGACACUGGUUUCAAGCCAUACAUUCAGUACUUGAAACAGCGCAAGGGAUUUUUGUAUUUCUCCUCAUCAAUCUUUUUUCAUUUGAUAUUCAUAGUUGGGCAAUUAAUUCAAUCCUAUUGGUUGGCUUCCAAGCUACAGGAUUAUAGCGUAUCAAGGGUCAAACUGUUCGUUGUGUAUACAAUGAUCAUGUUCAUCAUGUCAUUCGGUGUGCUUCUUCGAUUCUUCUGUUUAGUUGAAUGGAUGUGGAGCAUCACAUCCAUUUUCGACACACUACUCAACUCUCUUUUCCGAGCACCAAUGCUGUUCUAUGACUCAACACCAGUGGGAAGGAUACUUAGUCGGGUCUCUAAUGAUAUGAACAUCGUCGACCUUGAAGUAGCUUUCAAGUUGGGAAUUUCUGUUGGUUCAACUUUGAUGACAUACAGCAUAUAUACAGUUUUGGUUUUGAUUACUUGGCCAAUCGUGUUUCUGAUAAUACCGACGAUUUAUGUCACUCUACUACUUCAGAAAUACCACUUUGCUUCUGCAAAAGAAUUAAUGCGAAUGAAUGGCACGACUAAGUCUGCGCUUGCAAGCCACCUUGCCGAAUCUAUUGCUGGAUCCUUGACAAUCAGAGCUUUUGGAGAGGAGGAUCGGUUCUUCUCGAAAAACUUGGAAUUUAUUGAUGCAAACGCAAGCGCUGACUUCAAUAGGUUUUCAGCGAAUGAGUGGUUGAUUGAACGUCUUGAAUUGCUGUGUGUAAUUAUUCUUUCAGCCUCAGCACUUGCAAUCACUUUGAUCCAAUUUGACGCAUCUUCCUCUGGUUUUAUUGGGAUGGCACUCUCGUUUGGUCUGUCCUUAAAUGUAUACGUUGUAGUUUCGGUUCAAUUCCAAUGCAUGCUAGAGAAUUCAAUGAUAUCUGUAGAAAGGGUAGAGCAAUACAUGCAUAUUCCCAGUGAAGCUCCAGAAGUAAUCGAAGAAAACCGACCUGUGCACAGUUGGCCAACUGUUGGUAAAGUGGAAAUACAUGAUUUAAAGGUAAGAUAUAGGCCAAAUGCUCCGCUAGUUCUUCGUGGGAUAAACUGUAUAAUUGAAGGAGGAUACAAAAUUGGGAUCGUUGGCCGGACUGGAAGUGGGAAGACUACUCUUAUCAGCGUUCUGUUUCGUCUGGUAGAGCCUACAGAGGGAAGGGUCAUUGUCGAUGACUAUGACAUUUGCAAAGUCGGGCUUCAUGAUUUAAGAUCGCGUUUUGGGAUCAUACCAGAUCCAACACUGUUCAGUGGAUCUGUGAGAUACAAUCUUGACCCCUUAUCAAAACAUACGGAUCAUGAAAUAUGGGAGGUUUUGGAGAAAUGUCAGUUACGAGAGGCCAUCCAAGAAAAAGAGGAGGGCCUGGAUUCAUUAGUUGUACAAGAUGGAACAAACUGGAGCAUGGGACAGCGUCAGCUAUUCUGUUUGGGACGCGCUUUGUUGAAGAGGAGCCGAAUACUAGUCCUCGAUGAAGCCACUGCAUCAAUGGACAAUGCAACAGACUCUAUCUUACAGAAAACUAUAAGAACAGGAUUUGCGGAUUGCACUGUAAUAACAGUGGCUCAUAGGAUACCGACUGUGAUGGACUGCACUAAAGUGCUUGCUAUUAGUGAUGGGAGAUUAGUAGAGUAUGAUGAGCCAAUGAAGCUGAUGAAGAAUGAGGGCUCAUUAUUUGGGCAGCUAGUCAAGGAAUAUUGGUCUCGCGUUGCCAAUGCUGCCAUACACUCAGACGACUGAUAAGGAUAGGCAUUCUUUGCGUAAAAGGUUCCGGAGAAAGUAUUGCCUGGUUGCACCAUUGGAAUUCGACUUUAAAUUCUUAAUAUUUCAUUGAGCUAUAAUUUUGUAACACAUCAUAGCGUUUAAAAUAAAAUAAAAAUAAAAACAUUCCGAUUUAUGUAUUUUUGUAUGAUCAAGGAGCUGAGAUUGCAGAAGUAUCUGCUUGCAGCGUUUAAAGAAAAUGUCCAAGAGCCAUUCUUUUA